AUGACUCUCGGACCCUUCGAACUCCCGGCGGCGGCCGACUUCCACGUCCACCUCCGUGACGGGAAGAUGGCCGAGACCGUCACCAAGACGAUUCGUCAAGGAGGAGUCUCUCUUGCUUACGUCAUGCCUAACUUGACGCCUCCUGUAACUACCGUCGAGCAGGCGCUCUCCUACAAGACCCGUCUCCAGGCUAUAGAUUCGUCCAUCAACUAUCAGAUGACCCUGUACCUUCACCCGACAAUCACUCCCGAGGUGAUUCGCGAGGCCAAGCGAGCAGGAAUUGCAGGCGUCAAGUCGUACCCCGCCGGAGUUACCACCAACUCAGAUGCUGGAGUCAUCAGCUAUGAGGAAUAUUACGACGUCUUCGCUGCCAUGGAAUCGGAGGGUCUGGUACUCAACUUGCACGGAGAGGUUCCCAGCGACCCCAAGAUGGGAAUUACAAUUCUCAACGCAGAGUCCAAGUUCCUCCCGACUCUGAAGGAACUCCACGAAAGAUUCCCUCGCCUGAAGAUUGUCCUUGAGCACUGCUCCACCAAGGAUGCCGUGGAGGCUGUCAACGCCUGCGGAGAUAACGUUGUUGGCACCAUUACCUCCCACCACCUUUUCCUCCUUGUCGAUGACGCCGCUUCAGAUGUGUUCUGCUACUGCAAGCCCGUCGCCAAGACCCCCGAGGACCGCACCGCUCUUCUGCAGGCCGUUGUCAGCAGCAAGGGCAAGUUUUUCCUGGGCACCGACUCUGCCCCUCACGAUAUCAGCGCCAAGAAGAAGGGCAAGACGGCUGCCGGUGUCUUCACCCAACCCUACGCCACCCAGAUUGUCAUGUCUGCGCUUGAGGCAGCCAUCGAGAGGGAAGAGAUUAAGGAGGAGGAUGUCACACAGGAGCUGCUGGAGGGCUUCUUCAGCACUUUCGGGCGCAAGUUCUAUGGAGUUGAGGAUAAGUCUGGUGAGAGGAUCAGGCUAUCCAAGGGAGAUGAAGUCAUCUCCGGCAACGUUGUGGGUGAAGGCGUUGAGGUCCAGCCCUUCCGCACCGGCCUGCCCACCUGGACUGUGGAAUGGAUCUGA
This is a messenger RNA of Ilyonectria robusta, 1062 nucleotides long. RefSeq lists its product as uncharacterized. Gene Ontology annotation, cellular component: cytoplasm. Gene Ontology annotation, biological process: 'de novo' pyrimidine nucleobase biosynthetic process; pyrimidine nucleotide biosynthetic process. NCBI's taxonomy places the organism in Eukaryota, Fungi, Ascomycota, Sordariomycetes, Hypocreales, Nectriaceae. The record is from RefSeq and is a predicted model, not a curated record. Gene Ontology annotation, molecular function: dihydroorotase activity. The coding region runs from base 1 to 1062 and encodes 353 amino acids. The transcript is spliced from 4 exons.